Messenger RNA from Aspergillus campestris IBT 28561, 1104 nucleotides. RefSeq lists its product as uncharacterized. Bases 7 to 1053 code for a protein of 348 amino acids. The transcript is spliced from 4 exons. The record is from RefSeq and is a predicted model, not a curated record. Gene Ontology annotation, cellular component: HAUS complex. Lineage: Eukaryota; Fungi; Ascomycota; Eurotiomycetes; Eurotiales; Aspergillaceae. Gene Ontology annotation, biological process: spindle assembly.
GACACGAUGCUUCCCCCCUGCGAUCCCACGAUUCUAGAAAACAAUUCCCAAUUUAAGCGGCUCUACCAGAACCUCACAACGAACCUACUCAACCCCGAUGGCUCCACCCGCACCAAUGAUUUGCAGCCGGCGCGACGAGAAGUACGGGAGGUGUUGAAUGAAUGCCGGUUACGACACGCCAAAAGACACAUCAAGAGGCAGAUCCUGCGGCAGCUGGCCUUUGACCCUGACAGCGGAGUCCCCGAUGACUACCGGGAGACAGCAGCCAUAAUCACCCUAUACCUCGAAUCAUCCCCAACCCAACUCGACAGUGACGUCGACCCCCGCGAUGGCGCCGACGCGUUAUCUCUCCUCGGCCCCGACAUCGACGCCUUCUACGCCGAUCUCCCAAUCCUGAUGCCCUCGUUCGCCAACGCCUUGUCAGCCACCGUGCAGGAUCUCCGAGCGAUCGUCAACGCAGGCGACAGCCACGCGCGGGCUCCACCCCCACCGUCGGAGACCUCGCGAGCGCGUGCCCGGAACCGCCAGUCCAUGAUCCGGGCCGCGGCGCAGGCGCCCCUUGCGCCCCAGAUCUCGGAUCGCACUCGACACGUGCGUCGCAUGCAGUUGUCUGAGAUACCGGCGUCCCGGGCUCGAUUGGCGACGACGGCGGCGGAGGUUCUUGCGGCUAAGGCGCAGGUCCUGGAGCGCGCGGUGGUUCUCCUCGAGCGGACGAAACAUGGGGCGGUGGCACGGGCUACGAAGGCGAAGGCGGAACAUCUGGCGAUGGUUGCAGAGGGUGUUGAUGGGAAGUUAAGUGUCAUGCAACUGGAGACCUCCGCGGCGAUCAACACUCCCGAGAUCGUCACUGCGCUGGGUCGGUACCAGGAACAUCUCAAGGAGACGCGAGAGCGCGUGGAGAGACAAAAGGCUCGACUGCUGGAGGAGCUCGACGGGUACCAGACUGCGGACACGGAGUCCGGACCGAUCAAGGAGAUCGCGCGCCGGUAUGGGGGGCUGAUCAAGGAGAUGGAGGGAGUCCGGAUGGAGAUCGAGAGGUUGAGGGAGAAGUAGCGCUGCAUUUACAUACCACACCAUCCAUAUACCCAUUUCAUGACCAUCAAC